Aedes albopictus (Asian tiger mosquito) is the source of this 4087-nucleotide messenger RNA. RefSeq names its product RNA-binding protein spenito (gene nito). The transcript has 3 exons. Gene Ontology annotation, biological process: regulation of alternative mRNA splicing, via spliceosome. Gene Ontology annotation, cellular component: nucleus. Lineage: Eukaryota; Metazoa; Arthropoda; Insecta; Diptera; Culicidae. Bases 684 to 2960 code for a protein of 758 amino acids. Gene Ontology annotation, molecular function: mRNA binding. The record is from RefSeq and is a predicted model, not a curated record.
CGGUCACGUCAUUUGACUUCCAUCAGCAGCGUGAAGCGCUCCGGGCUCUGUUUAGUCUCCUCGGUAAAAGUGCCGAAAUUCGUGGAAAUUUGUUGCUAAUCCGUUCGGUGGAAUCGUAAAAAGUGAGUAAAAGUGUUCUUUUCUUGCACGAAAGUGAAGUUUUCCUCUUUUGAAUGGUUCAAGUAGGUGAAAAUGGACUGAAUCGAUCGGCUUGGGCGUUGACCAGUGAUGUCAUUGCUGCCCGGUGUGUGGUGCGAUAAGUAAUAAAAAAUCGGUGCUAUUGAGUGAAAAGAGUCGGUGAAUGUGUUUUUUUUCCGGAAAAUUAUCGGAAAUUUUACUAUAAAAGUGCGAAAAUUUAGUUUUUUUGCUACCAUAUGCAUUUGAUAUUACGACGCCAUUUUGUUUGCGGAUCAAUCAAAUUUUCCGGCGCUUCACAAGCUACCUGCUGAGAUCUUAAUUCAUUAGUUGAGUGGUAAUAUGAACAGUGAGUGAGUGUCGUGAGUAGAAGUGUCAAAAUACGUUCACGGAUCGCCAUCUCACGGAGGUGAUCGGUUUUGAUAGUGUUGGUGUGAUGAUCUGUUUAUGAGCUGACAAGGGGUCUAAAGAUUUGUAGUUCCUUAAGAAGCUCAAUUGGUUCUUGCACAGACCAAGCUAAAGCUGGCCAUAUUUGAUGAGGACAGCCGAUGAGUAGCAAUCGGUCAAGCGAUAGAGAUCGUAUUACUGUGAAGAUACGUAACAUGAAACGUAGCGCAUCGCGCGACUCCCCAGCAAGAUCUAAGAGGCGCGGAAGUAUUGGCCGUUACGAAGGUGGUAGCUCAGACGAACGCGUUACACCCGACAGGAUGAGACGACGCGUAGCGCGAUCCCCCAGUCCACGAGGCGGAAGCACCCGGUAUGCUUCUCCACACCGCGAAGAAUAUUCUUCCCGAGGAGGGCGCGAAAGUGGAAGUGAACGGUAUUCGUACAAGGUAUUGUGCGUUAGUGCUCUGCAUCCCAAGGCAUCUGACGAAUAUAUUAAAGAAACAUUAUAUCGCGAGUACAAGAAAUUUGGAGAUUUUAGCAUUCGCAUUUCGCAUGAUUUGGACGAACGCGUAGCAUAUGUUUGCUUCCGUACGUCGGAAGAUGCCCGGGAAGCGAAGCACGCCAAGUCCCGAAUUUCUUUGUACGAAAAGGCGGCACUUGUUGAGCCUGUUUAUGAAUCGGCCAAAUCCGAAUCGUAUCGUAGACCACGUUCUUCCUCGCCGCAGGAUUAUGACCGACAUUACUACGCCCGUUCGCCUGGAGUCCCACCGCCGGAUCGUCGUCGCCCAGAGCAUCAUCCAUACGAUGGAUACGGACCACCGCCCGGUCGUAUGCACCAUCCGGACUUCCGCCCACCAAUGCACCAUGAAUACAUGCCUCGUGGACCACCGAUGCAUCAUCAUGGACCGCCGGGACACAUGCAUCCUGGUCCACCCCAUCAUCACUAUAUGCCACGUCCCUAUCUUCCACGUCCAAGGGCACCCUUUGAGAAAAACAACGAUAACAAGAAGGACAAGUUUCCCAACUAUUUACACCACAUUCAACCGGAAGAUGAUCCUUUAGCCACCAGGACAUUGUUCGCUGGUAAUUUAGAAAUCAAUAUCUCCGACGAUGAAUUGCGUCGUAUUUUCGGCAAGUACGGUAUCGUUGAGGACAUCGACAUUAAGCGUCCGCCUCCCGGAACUGGAAACGCCUUUGCUUUCGUACGUUAUCAAACUUUGGACAUGGCUCAUCGAGCUAAGGUUGAACUGUCGGGACAGUACAUCGGCAAGUUCCAGUGUAAGAUAGGAUACGGUAAAGCUACACCAACGACCCGAAUUUGGGUCGGAGGACUUGGCGCGUGGACAUCCGUAACCCAGUUGGAACGCGAAUUUGAUCGUUUUGGAGCUAUCAAGAAGAUCGAAUAUAACAAAGGAGACACCCAGGCUUUUAUUCUGUACGAUUCCAUCGAUGCCGCUACGGCUGCAGUUAAGGAAAUGCGAGGAUUCCCGUUGGGCGCCCCGGAUCGUCGCAUUCGAAUCGAUUUUGCUGAUAACGGAACAACGCCGCCUUUCCCUAAGCGUGGAGGUUUCGACGAAGGCGGCGAAUAUCGCCGCGGCCCAGACUAUGAAUAUCCGGAGGGUUCCUAUGAGGAAAAUUCGUCGUACGGCUAUGGCGGAAGGCCUUUCCGUGGCCGAGGAGGUUUCCGUGGACGUGGAGGUUUCCGUGGAGGAUUCAAUCGUGAUGGUCCACCACACCAUGGAGAUGGAGAUGAUUGGCGUCGGUCCGGAGCUGAUGGCGACUAUGAUUCGCGUCGUCGUUCGGGAUCACGCGAACCCGGAAUUGACCGAUCUCGCUCUCGUUCGCCUCGGCGUCGUAGCCCGGCUGAUUCCGAUUCCGAUUCGUCUACUCGCCGUAAUGGCAUGUUAUCAAACGCCAGAACACUGCCAGAAGUUGCACGUAAAUCUUCAACCGUUUGGCAAGGUGCAUUAAUUUUGAAGAGUUCGUUGUUCCCUGCCAAGUUGCACUUGACCGACGGUGACAACGAUAUAGUGGACGGUUUGAUGAAGGACGAAGAAGGCAAACAUCACCUUCGCAUUACCCAGCGACUCCGUCUGGAUCAGCCCAAGCUGGAGGAUGUGCAGAAACGCAUAUCCACCUCUUCAUCGCAUGCUAUCUUCCUCGGUCUGCCGGGAUCCACUUCGUCAGUGGCAUCGUCCGAUGACGCCAGUGUUCAGACGCGCCCCCUGCGCAAUCUGGUGUCUUAUCUGAAGCAAAAGGAAGCCGCCGGCGUGAUUUCCUUGCUCAAUAAGGAAACCGAAGCAACCGGCGUGCUCUACUCAUUCCCACCGUGCGAUUUUUCAACGGAACUGUUGAAGCGUACAUGUCACAAUUUGACCGAAGAAGGCCUGAAGGAGGAUCACCUGGUUAUCGUGGUGGUUCGAGGAGGAACUGCCUGAGUGGAUGAAGAUGGCACCGGUAGUACGUAAGGUGAAUAUAAUUAUUCUUAAGCUAAACUGUUCACAUAACCCCCCAACCAACCGACGCGCGCGCAAGACCCAAUCAAUCAAUCAUCAUUAAAACACACUCAUCAUACUCGAUAUACCACCAUCAGUCAGAUUGAUAAUACAACACCGAAGAAAGAAAGAAAUUUCGAGUGAAACGAGGAUCCGGGUGGUACCGCAAAUCCGAAACUGUGUCCGUUUUGAGACCCCGGCGUCGUGGAAGUGCGGUGAUGGUGAUGAUGAUGAUGAUUAUGAUGAUGAUGAUGAUAGUGCAAAACAGGUGAUGAUAUCGGACCGAGAGUGUGAGUGGUGGUGGUGAUGGGCAGAAACGAUGACGUGCGCGCGCUAUUUUGAGACACCGGAACCGAAGAACCGAACCGCCGUGGAGUGGAGUGGAGAUUAUGUGCAUCAGGCGAUGAUGGUGAUGAUCAAGUGGAAGUGUAACAGCUAACGGUUGUUUCAAGAUUUUAGUACACAGAUGAAGAGAUGUAUGCUUUAAGAUGAUUUGUAUUUCACCAGCACCGAGAAGAAGAAGAACAAAAGGCAUCUUCCCCACAGAAAGACUCAGUCUGCGAAAUGUAUAAUUAGUUCACAUACAUUGCAAUAUUUGUCACACACAGAGCAUUCUUCUCUGUUUUGUUUUAUUUGACCGUUAAUUUAUUGCUUUUCUUUGAGGUUGGACGGGGAAGACGCCUUUAUUUCCGGGUUCCCAGAGCAAACGCGAGAAAUAGAUUAAUGUGCUUAAUUUGAUAUGGUAAUAGCAUUGCAAAUGAUCGAAGAGAAAAGAGAAAAGCAUCUUUCCAAAAGUUUUAGAGAAGAAAAUGUGACUAUGAGAAAAACUUCUAUUUAUGUAAUACCAAUCCCAAUCUAGAAAGCAACAGUGACAGUAGAUUGCAGCUAAAUAUUGAAAUAAAACACAAUACCUGUAUUACAAUUUAGAGCAUUAUAAACUCAUAUUAGACUUUUACAAUAAACCACUGUUUUGUGUGCAAACUAGUGAUUGCAAGUAUCUGAAGAACUUGAAGAAGCGAAUGUAUCUAAGUGUUCAUCUCCCAACAAAUGACAAUGCUAAAUCAUUGAAA